Molecule: messenger RNA, 5172 nt
Organism: Fusarium odoratissimum NRRL 54006
Lineage: Eukaryota; Fungi; Ascomycota; Sordariomycetes; Hypocreales; Nectriaceae
Exons: 3
Coding region: 928-3504 (858 amino acids)
Source: RefSeq, a predicted model, not a curated record
AGAGUAGAGUAGAUCGAGUCUUUUCAAAAUAGGGGUAACUACCCUGAACCUGCAGCCACAUUCUCCUUAGCCACACUAAGCGCCACAUGUCCACUCGGAUGUCCCUGGACCCAGGAAACAACAGCUCUCAACACUUCAACUUACAAGGACUUGAGCGGUGCCGUUAUGUGGUCAAGGUGACCUCUAUUCCCUAGUUAUAGUCGCCGGGAAAUGACUCCAAUAUCGUCAUGGAUUUCUGGUCGCGCUUAUUGAGCCCUCUCUCGUCUGGGGGCACCCGCAAGGACCUGGGACAUGAUCCUGCGAAACGACUUCACCGGUUCGAAAAGCAAUAUAGCCUCUUACUCGUGAGGACCAGCGAAGUUAGCCCAUGCCUGCGACAAGCACUAACCAGAGUAGUCUGCUUGGAGAGCAUCAUCCAACCUAUCUCGAGACAGCGACGCCGCCGAGACCCUUGAAAUCCGCCUUCAGGAACUCACCAACAUCCUAAGCGACGAGAGCCGAAGGCCGUUACCGCAUCCAUGUAUCCAAUACUGCUCGCUCAAGCAAAUCUACGUGCCCAUUGGAAAGAUCGCUACGACUUCGUACAACGAGUGGAUCAUUAAGGAGGCCGUCCUCUUCUUUGCGACCCUUAUCGAGAGCGAGGAGGAAGCGUUUGUUGAGAACCAAACCUUUUCCGCCAGCCUGACGAAUCUUCUCGUGCGAAUCACUGGCAUCAACAGCGUGCGCCUGGGCCUGGAUACCGAGUCGCGUGUCGUCGAGCUAGCAUUUAACAUCACAACCAAGAUUCGGCUGGACCCGAGUAUUCUACCAGCAUGGUUCAAGACACACCGCGGCGUAGCGCUUCAGAACAGGGAGAAGGAUGAGAACCCACGCGAUACGUUCGUUGGACGGACACAAAAGGCCGACUUCCCCCUGUUUUAUAUCCUCAUGGACUAUAUUCACCACGAGGGUAAGGUGGGCGACUUUGCGCGAACAGGUCUGCUGUACAUCAUCGAAGCUGCGUCGAGUUCAGGACCGCUGGAACAAUGGAUUGUCGAAAGUGACCUAUCAACUUUGAUGGCAACAGGUCUUGGUGCUUUGUACAGCCAACUGAGCCGCAAACUCGUCGUCGACCAUCUCCCUCAUAACCUACCCCCUAUUCUCGCCUUCUCCGAUUACGAACAUCCUACAUCUAACUACGAAGUUAUCAGCUCGUGCUCACCUGAGUUCCAAUCUCACCUUGAAACCUUCUUAUCACAUCUAUUAUUCUGGCAAGACGUCUUGAACCACUGUCGGUCUGUAGAGGUCAAGUCGACUCUGCUGGAGCAUUUCCAAGUUAUUUUCCUUCAACAGUUAUUAUACCCCUCACUGCUAGAGUCCUCUGAUAUCGACGGAGGCUCGUCUGUGGCUGUUUUGACUUAUCUUCGCCGUAUCCUGGAAUCACUCGAUCACCCUGACAUGAUCAACCUCAUCCUUCACUACCUCCUCGCACUCCCCGAUAACAUCGCUUCUGCCCGACCUGGCUCAAGCUCGUCUGCCAGCAAGGCUCGCAAGAGAAAGUCGAUGGACCUGGCCACGAUGUUGGCAGAAAGAGCAGAACCUGCUGCUACGCCCCUACUCUUCAACCUGGUUGAUCUCGUUCUCGCAUGCUUGAGAUCGCGGAAUCAACAAACAAUUCAUGUUACCUUACAACUGGUGUCAGCUAUACUUAAGAGACACCACCGAUAUGCUAUCGUCACUCUCCUAAGAACUGAUAAUGUUCCUAUUCAGAAUGCCACUAGAACAGUAGGCGCUCAAGAGCAAGAGGUCGAAUUCAUCAUGUCAUUGGCGGGAGCAAUAGGAGGUGAAGAUGACUUUGAUGAGGUCUAUCAGCUUGUCCUUCGAGAUACCAUGUCGAGGCUUGAAGCACACCCUUGCUCUCUCAAGCUCGUCGCGCCCAGGGCAUCUACGAGUAACCAAAGGCUGCCCGACAGCCUUCCCGGAGCACCCAAAGAGGUUGCAGAUCACACUCUGCGACCUGAUGACCCUCUUCUCAACUCACUACUGGAUCUCCUGGAGACAUUCUUCGUCAAUCAAGUCGAGACGAAUUUGUCCGUCACUGAGACACUUGUUGACUUGGCGGUCUGCGGUUUUAUGAAGAUCGAAGGAUGGUUGACGCGAAGUCCAAGCUCUUAUAUAUACAAUGAAGUUGAGAAACAAAGACGUAAGUCUACGGAGGACGAAGAUGUAGAGAGUGAAGACGACGAUGAUUUUGAGGAUCUGCCAUCCCCAACCCCAGAACAGAAACAGCUACAAGCCAUGGAACAAUGCCGCCAACGGCCGCAAUGGUCUCAGGCGUCUUUACCGCGUGUUUUCAACGUUCUCAGAAGACUGGAAGAGCAGGUGGCUGCCUACAGAAGGAGUAUUCCCCGAUUUGACGAGUUGGUGCAACAACGGCGCGACGCCUUCAGGACUGCGGAUGCAAUGUUACACCACGCGGGUCCUACACCCAGGCCGACCCCCAUCAGCGAAGAUCCUCCCGAUCGACCAAGCUUUGAAGAGGUAUCGCGCAACGCAUCGCCUUCCCGACCGUCGGCACUGGAAGGAUUAGCGCAUCGUCUCUUGUCCGAGUUGGGAACGCCGAGCCGUGCCAGCAGCCCGCGAGGACGCAAAGAGCUGGGCCGUAGCUCUGGAAGCGGCAACGCGACACCUGGAAGGUCUGUGCUUAGUUCCAAGGAAGCGUCUCAUAGCAGGGGGCGAGGCACUCCUGGACGUAGCCACUCUCCUCCAAGGACGCUCGAUACCAUCGAUUCAGCGCAGAAGGCCAGGGAAGAAGCGCUUGCUCGACAGAUGGCGGAAUUUGCGGCUAUGGACCAAACUAUCCUCUCUAAGAAGGUGGGAUUGCCAGAUGUCAAGGUUGAGCCUAUUCCCCUCAAGUUUGACAAGAGGCCAAUGCCCGAACCUAUGGAGACCGAAGUUACGGAGGAGGAACAUGCUGAGCAGGCCCCCUCUGAAGCUGAUGAGGACCAGUUUGAGGAUACCGUGACUGAUCUUACUGAGCAAUUACCUGUGGAGGUGAAGGAUGAGGAUGAUGCGAAGACGGAAGAUACGGAGACUGAUCUCUCUGACGCCGAAACUGCGCCUGAAAUUGCCGAACCGAUGGAACCGGUUGAGUCAGAGGCGGAGGAUUCGGCAAAUGUUGAUGCCGAAGAAGGUGAACCUGCUAAGGAAGUGGAAGUCAACGAAAUCGAGGCCAAGGACCUGAAGGUUGAUGAACCUGAGCCUAGUGAGUCUGAGUAUCACGACACCGAGACCAAGGAAGACGAACCAGAGGAACACAAGAUUGCGACACCCCAACGAGAGACUCGAAAUCUGGAUACACCAGAACCCGAAACUCCUCAACCCAGAGAAGCAAGGGAGAACACAACAACUGUUUCAGUGUCGCACGUUGUAACCAACGUUAUCAUCCUACAAUCGUUUCUCUUCGAGCUGGCUGCCCUUAUUCAAGUCAGAGCAGGUCUAUUUGAUGAGGUGCGGUUCGUAUAGCGUGGAAUUUGGACGGGAGAUGCAUUCGAUUGAAAGAACUUUCUCACGAUUCAUGAGAGAUGGCAUGGGUACUUUACUUAUAGAUGGGAGAGGGAUUAUUCUUAUAUUAUAGAUACCAUGAUCGCAGCUUUGUGUCUGGUUAAACGUGACAUUUGGGGGGUUGUGGAUCGUAACUUCGUGUAUUCAUGUGAACCCAACGCCGGCUAUAUGUAUAUAUCUAUGCAAUGUAAUAAUUAAUUUCAUGUCAUCGUUUCAUCCCAUUCUAUCCAUCGUCUUAUGACUCCAUCGACGGCCUUGAUUCCUUCUCUCGUGGCCUCCACCUCAAACCACUCGCGAUGCUCUCUCCCACAAGCAUCACAUUUCUCUGCAUCUUUCUUGAGACCCAUGCCCGCUAGUUCGAUGUGAACUAAGCGCUCUACUCGGUGCACAUGCUGCGUCAUAUGGGGAACUACACCAGAUGACUCCUGUGACCCAGGGAGAUAUGGGUAGUAUCGCAGAAUCUCAACUUCAUGACCACACUGACGCUGCCAUUGAUUCAAACGACGCUGAACAUUUGCUGCGCGGCCGAUCUUGAGAAGCAUGGUGUUCUUUGAUGUUGAUGGAUCAGCGGCCGCGAAGCUUGAAACAGCGUUACUAGCACUUCGAGAUCGCGGUGGCCGAUUCGGUGAAGGUGGUGAAAGAAGCGAACGCGCUGCGUCAACGGGCGCAGAAGACGACUGAGAUGUAGGUGUGAGCCAGAACAUGUAUAUGAAACCAGGUUCUUCUGAAGCGCCUAAGGGACGUGCUAGUUCGGACAUAAGCGCCGAGGCGGUCUGGGCGUCUACAGAGUCGGGAAUGAAGUCUUUUAUCUGCGCUGUCUGCGAGGCUGUGGACUUUCGCGAGCGUCGAGAGUUUUUGGCGGAAGAUGUGUUUUGCGAUGCGGUGAGAUGUUGUUUUGAAGUGCGCUUUGGCGGUACCGAGGCCGAUGUUUUCUGGACUGGACGAGGUUGCGGUCGUGAAGGCCGAGACUCCUGGACAUCUUGGAGAGGUACUGAGAAACAGCAACACAUAAGAGACUGCUUCGGCUGCGGUUUCGGUCUCGGCGCGGUCUGCUUUCGCCCAUCUGUAUCCCUUCUAUACUUCUUCUUCUCCUGCAAAUCCACCAACCCCAACCUAUCCGCAAGUGUAUCCAAACUCGUGCGGCCUUCCAAAAUCGGCGUCGAAGUAGCUCUAGGCCCCGGACUCGAAUGCGCCGACAUAUUCGCCUGCUCUCGAUGCUGCCAGCAGUAGAGACUCUCAUCACGAGGGUCGGGAGUAACAGGUCUUCCGCGCUUAUCAGUCUUGGGCGCCGUCUGUUGAACGGCGCGGCGGCAUGGGCGGCCGUUGGAGGUCAGUCCACGACAUGUUCCGUUUGUGGCUUUUGAGUCAGAGCGGUUGAGGUAGGACUCGGGGGUGUUUGCGACAAAGGGCAUUGUUUUGUUGAAAAGGCGGUGGGUUAGAGAUAAAAGGAAUGACGAGAGGAACAAAGAGAGUCUGUUGGUUAUGGGCGGUUUAUUUAAACGAGGGAGGGAAUUGGUCUGUGAAACAGGGAAGGAGAGACCCUGAUUAGGAGUUGGAAAAUGAACUGGGGUUUCUUGUUUUUGGACAUCUUGGCUUGGCUGAAGUGGUUGAUAUUAGACUGUUAGUGGU